CUCCAUUACUACAAUACUUUCUCUACACAACAAACACAAAAAUUCUCUUAAUUCUUAUCAUAUCUUCAUCUGUGUUAUUUAACUAUGGGUGAUCGAGAUCGUACUCAGUAUCCCCAUCAAGUUCAAGUUCAUCCUUCAAGUCGUUAUGAAGGUGGUAUAAGUACACUUCUCCCUCAAAAGGGUCCUUCAACUAGCCAAGUUUUAGCUGUUGUUACGCUUGUUCCAGUCGGCGGUAUUCUUCUUGGCCUUGCAGGACUUACUCUGCUCGGAACUAUUAUUGGACUUGCUGUUGCUACCCCUGUUUUUCUUCUAUUUAGCCCUGUACUCGUACCUGCUGCUGUUACCGUUGCACUCGCAGUCACUGGUUUCUUAACUUCAGGUGCAUUUGGAUUGACGGGUUUAUCAUCGCUGUCAUGGAUUGUGAAUUACUUCAAACAGGGAAGGACAACGAUGGAGCAAUUGGAUUAUACGAAAAGGCGAAUUCAGGAGCGAGCAGCAGAAGCAGCGGCGCAAGUGGGACAGAAGACUAAGGAGACUGGACAAGCAAUACAGAGCAAAGCACAAGAAACGAAAGAAAGUGCUAGGAGUGAUGUUAGAGCUUAAGUAGUUUGGGGUUUCUAUGUGGUGAAAUAUGCACUUGUAUUUUAUUUUUGCUUUUUGCAAGCGUUUUCUGUGUGCAGUGUUUGUUGUUAGUUUUCUUUUUUUGUAAUGCGCUGUUGUUUUUUGUUAUUUGUAAUUUAAUAAUACUUAGCAUUUUCUAUGCUCAUAUUGUCCUUGGGAGUUC
Solanum lycopersicum (tomato) is the source of this 784-nucleotide messenger RNA. RefSeq names its product oleosin H1-like. Gene Ontology annotation, biological process: seed oilbody biogenesis; response to freezing; lipid storage. Gene Ontology annotation, cellular component: monolayer-surrounded lipid storage body; membrane. NCBI's taxonomy places the organism in Eukaryota, Viridiplantae, Streptophyta, Magnoliopsida, Solanales, Solanaceae. The record is from RefSeq and is a predicted model, not a curated record.